This is a messenger RNA of Olea europaea var. sylvestris, 818 nucleotides long. RefSeq lists its product as uncharacterized. The record is from RefSeq and is a predicted model, not a curated record. The coding region runs from base 150 to 614 and encodes 154 amino acids. Lineage: Eukaryota; Viridiplantae; Streptophyta; Magnoliopsida; Lamiales; Oleaceae. The transcript has a single exon.
CUUCGUAAGGAUAUCCCACUUUUUCUAGUUUUAUAUUUUCCAUCUCCAUUUUCCCUUUCUUCCAAUCUUCCAUUUUUCCUCCUCUUUCCUUUUCCUCCCUCAAAAAACCUGUAAAUCUGAAGCCCUUUUUCUUUAAAACAAAUAUCUUCAUGGACAAAUUACUCACUGUUAAUCAAAAAAAGGCAUCAAAACAGCCCAAGAACAAGAAAAAGCCAAUCAAGGUUGUGUACAUAACAAACCCUAUCAAGUUCAACACUAGUGCAUCGGAAUUCAGGUCCCUGGUGCAAGAACUCACCGGACAAGACGCCUGUACGCCUGAGUAUUCCCCCAAGUUCGUGCAGAAUAAUGUUGUCGGCGACCGUGAGGUGGCUGACGCCGUGAAAUUGGCGGAGGAUCUUGCACCUGCUGCACCACUUGAGGUGGCGUCAACAGUAGUAGGGCAACUGCAUCCUAGUUACGGUGAAAUUUCAAGAAGAUCUGAUCAGGGCUCUGGGACAUUUGACCGUGGCAUCUACUCUCCACAGAUGGUGGAUACUUUCAAUGAGUUAAUGCCUUCAAUAGAGUGGCAUGAAACUUCUCACAUUGAUGUGCUCGAAAGCCUGGAUGCAAUGUAAAUUAAUUAGGUAUAUGUUGUUUAUUAAAAUAAUUUGUUAAUUUUAAUUUGUCUGUGUUGACUUUAUUUCAUUUAAAUUAUCAUCUAUUGGUAAAUUAUAUUAGCUGAAUUUAAGGGCACUUGUAGAGCAAGUAUUUACUUAACAUCUUGUCCUUCAAGAAUAAAGAUCUAAUCUGAAUUUUACAAGGUCACUAAGGACCAGACA